This is a messenger RNA of Hirsutella rhossiliensis, 3156 nucleotides long. Its product is annotated as ANTH domain-containing protein. Gene Ontology annotation, cellular component: actin cortical patch; clathrin-coated vesicle. The coding region runs from base 1 to 3156 and encodes 1051 amino acids. The record is from RefSeq and is a predicted model, not a curated record. Gene Ontology annotation, biological process: endocytosis; clathrin coat assembly; actin filament organization. NCBI's taxonomy places the organism in Eukaryota, Fungi, Ascomycota, Sordariomycetes, Hypocreales, Ophiocordycipitaceae. Gene Ontology annotation, molecular function: clathrin-cargo adaptor activity; clathrin light chain binding; phosphatidylinositol-3,4-bisphosphate binding. The transcript is spliced from 5 exons.
AUGACUUCGCUGCGCACCGCCGACCAUUCCAAGACCGACCAGGAGCUUGCCAUCAGCAUCAAAAAGGCCACAAACAGCGACGAGAUAUCCCCCAAGCGCAAGCAUGUGCGUGCCUGCAUCGUCUACACCUGGGACCACAGGUCUGCCCAGGCCUUCUGGUCCGGUAUCAAAGUCCAGCCCAUUCUUGCCGACGAGGUCCAGACGUUCAAGGCCCUCAUCACGAUCCACAAAGUCCUGCAGGAGGGCCACCCAUCGGCCCUCAAGGAUGCAAUGAUCAAUCGCAGCUGGAUCGAUGGCCUCAACCGAGCAAUGGCCGGAGAGGGCGUUCGCGGCUACGGCCCCCUGAUCCGAGAAUACGUCUACUACCUGCUUGCGAAGCUCUCCUUUCAUCAGCAACACCCAGAGUUCAACGGCACCUUCGAGUACGAGGAGUAUCUAAGCCUCAAGGCCAUCAACGACCCCAACGAAGGCUACGAAACCAUCACCGACCUCAUGGUCCUGCAGGACAAGAUCGAACAGUUUCAAAAAUUAAUCUUUUCGCACUUUCGGAACGUGGGCAACAACGAGUGCCGCAUCUCUGCUCUGGUGCCUCUGGUCCAGGAGAGCUAUGGUAUCUACAAAUUCAUCACGAGCAUGUUGAGAGCCAUGCAUUCAAUCACCGGCGAUGACGAAGUUCUGCAGCCCCUGCGCCAGAGGUACGACGCACAGCAUUAUCGCCUCGUCAAGUUCUACUACGAGUGCUCCAAUCUCCGAUACCUCACCAGUCUCAUCGCCAUUCCCAAGUUGCCGCAAGACCCCCCCAACCUCCUGACCGAGGACGACGAGGCCCCUUCGCUGCCCGCUCGACCGAAACAAGAGAUUGAACGUCGUCCGACGCCUCCGCCUGCACCCAAGUCGGAAGAGCCCGGUGAGAUCUCGGAAUUCUGGAAGAAUGAGCUGGACCGUCAGAACAGAGAAUACGAGGAGCAGCAGCGCGUCUUAGAAGAGAGGCAGCAGGCAGCGCUGCUGGCGCAACAGCAAGCGCAGAGACAGGCGCAGCUUGACUUUGAGGAGCAGCAGCGCCGACUCAUGGAGCAGCAGCAGCGAGAGCAGGAUGCGCUCUUGGCACAACAGGCGCAGUGGCAGACGCAGGGCCGGCUGGCCGAGCUGGAGCGAGAGAAUCUCAACGCGCGGGCUCAGUAUGAACGCGACCAGCUGAUGCUGCAGCAGUACGAUCAGCGUGUCAAGGCAUUGGAAGGAGAGCUGGCGCAUAUCCAAGGCAGCUUCGGACAGCAAAUCUCUAGCAAGGACGAUCAGAUCCAAGCGCUGCAAGAGCAGGUCAACACCUGGAGGACCAAGUAUGAAUCUCUGGCCAAGCUGUACUCGCAGUUGCGCCACGAGCACCUUGACCUCUUACAAAAGUUCAAGUCAGUGCAGCUCAAGGCGGCGAGCGCCCAGGAGGCCAUUGACAGGCGCGAGAAGCUUGAGCGCGAGAUCAAGACCAAGAACCUCGAGCUGGCAGACAUGAUCCGGGAGAGGGACCGCGCUCUCCACGACAAGGACCGACUCAACGGCAGCAACAAGGACGAGGUAGAGAGGCUCAAGCGCGAGCUCCGUAUGGCCCAGGACAGGGCCGACAACCUGGAGCGCAGCAAAGGCAACGAGCUGUCGACCAUGCUGGCCAAGUACAAUCGUGAGCUGAGCGACCUGGAAGAGGCCUUGCGCAACAAGUCCAAGGCCUUUGAGGACGCUCAGGCUAAGCUCCGAGACGGCAGCUCCGACUUGGAGCUGCUGCUCCGCGACAAGGAAGAGGAGCUCGAGGUGUACAAAGCAGGCAUGGAUCAGACCUUGAUCGAGCUGAACGAGCUCAAGCAGAACCAAGGCGUCACGGACAAUGCGCUAGACGGCCAGAUUGACGCGCUCAUCAUGUCGAGCCUGGACAAGAUCAACGACAUUAUCGACUCGGUGCUGCAGGCAGGGGUCGCGCGAGUCGACGACGCCAUCUAUGAACUCGACUCGUCGAUGCAGGCGGGCAACCAGAACGCAUCGCCGUCGUACGUGCUGUCACAGAUCGAAAAGGCGUCUGCGAGCGCAAUGGAGUUUGCCACGGCUUUCAACAACUUCAUCGCCGACGGGCCCAACAGCACCCAUGCAGACCUCAUCAAGGCCAUCAAUGUCUUCUCGGGCGCCAUUGCCGACAUCUGCAGCAAUACAAAGGGCCUCUCGCGGCUUGCAACCGACGACAAGAAGACGGACUCGCUCAUGGGCGGCGCGCGCCAGUCGGCGCUAUCGACGGUGCAGUUCUUCCGCGGCCUGCAGAGCUUCCGGCUGGAGGGCAUGGAUCCCCUGCAGAAGACGGACGUGGUGAUCAACAGCAACAACGACGUCCAGAUGAACCUGCAGAAGCUCAACAAACUGGUGGAAACCUUUGCUCCGGGGUUCGGCAAGCUGGCGAACAACAAGGGAGACUUGGGAGACCUUGUCGACUCGGAGCUGAGCAAGGCGGCCGACGCCAUCGCGGCAGCGGCCGAGCGCCUGGCCAAGCUCAGGAACAAGCCCAGAGACGGAUACUCGACUUACGAAGUCAAGGUGCACGAUUCGAUCCUGGACGCGGCAAUGGCCAUCACCAGCGCCAUCGCGGAGCUCAUCAAGGCUGCCACGAUGACGCAGCAGGAGAUUGUCCAGGCAGGCCGUGGCUCGUCGUCGCGGACCGCCUUCUACAAGAAGAACAACCGGUGGACGGAGGGCCUGAUCUCGGCGGCCAAGGCGGUCGCGUCGUCGACCAACACGCUCAUCGAGACGGCAGACGGAGUGCUGUCGAACCGCAACAGCCCGGAGCAGCUCAUCGUGGCAUCCAACGACGUGGCAGCGUCGACGGCCCAGCUCGUCGCCGCCAGCAGAGUCAAGGCGGGUUUCAUGUCCAAGAGCCAGGAGAGGCUGGAGCAGGCCAGCAAGGCGGUUGGUGCAGCUUGCAGGGCCCUGGUGCGGCAGGUCCAGACCAUGAUCAAGGAGCGCAGCCAGGACGAGGACCAGGUGGACUACGCCCAACUUGGCGCCCACGAGUUCAAGGUGCGCGAGAUGGAGCAACAGGUCGAGAUCCUGCAACUGGAGAACUCGCUGGCGGCGGCGCGGCACCGAUUGGGCGAGAUGCGAAAGAUCUCGUACCAGGAGGACUAG